AUGGCAUACCAGUUCUUUGCCAAAGCCCACCAGGCUAAGCGGCCCUCCGCUUCUCCCCCGCUCCCCCAGCACUCCUCAUCUCCGCAAACAUCGCGGAGCAUUCAUAGCAAGCCUCCAAAGUACCCCCCGCCAAUGGUGGCUUCUCCGCCUCCAGCGCCAUCAGUGCCCUCGACUGUCAAUAUAGCCACAAAACUGAAACCGCCAACCUCGAAAGACCCUUCAUUCCAGCCCCGGGCGUACCCUCAUCCCAUUCAGCAUGGCUAUUCUACUCCGCACGAUCAUGUCACAGUAGAGCCAGUGAACACGGCUCAUAUUCAGUCGCUAUCUCGUAUUACCGGUCUCCUCUUGCCCAUCCGCUACCCAAAUUCUUUCUACACCGCUACUGUCACAGAUCCCGUGAUCGCAUCUGUCUCGCGCGUGGCCAUAUACCAUGAUCACCCGGUAGCCGCCGCGCCGCCGUCGGCGCCAACGCAAUCGCCUACAUCAGGGACUGACAAAGUUAUUGGUGGCAUCCGGUGUCGACUGGAGCGACUCACCCCGGGCACCUCUGAAGCUCCUUCGCAAUCAGGCAACGAGCGGGAACCCACAAACCUGUAUAUCCAAACACUACACCUACUCUCUCCGUAUCGUGGCUACGGAGUGGCAGCAUCUCUGCUCAAUUCGCUGCUAUUCUCGUCUCCGCCUAGCCCCAAUCCAACCUCGAAAUCGGGGUACAAAUUGUCAGACCUUGUGAAACAUUACAACAUCCGCUCUGUCACAGCCCAUGUGCACGAGGCAAACGAGGACGGCCUCAAGUGGUACAUCUCACGUGGAUUUCAGGUAGAGGAAGAGGUAGUCGAGAACUACUAUCGCCGUCUGAAGCCUUCGGGCGCGCGGAUUGUCAAAUUAGAGCUCCAGCGGGGCUACGCCACAAAUGACAAUCAAGCCACCGAAAUUCUUGCACAACCCCCAGCGGUACACACGGAGACUAGCAGAAAAGUCUCACCGGACGCAGAUGAUGACUGGGAAAAGGUCGAGGCGGAGGACGAACUCGAGCCCGAAGAACUUGGGGUGCAGUCGUUUACGGAGUCUACAUUCUUAGAUAUAAAUGAAUCCGCAAGGAGGAAGCGAAAGGCCGAUGAAGAACCGCAGAGGCAUUAA
Molecule: messenger RNA, 1140 nt
Organism: Aspergillus puulaauensis
Lineage: Eukaryota; Fungi; Ascomycota; Eurotiomycetes; Eurotiales; Aspergillaceae
Exons: 1
Coding region: 1-1140 (379 amino acids)
Biological process (GO): mitotic sister chromatid cohesion
Cellular component (GO): NatA complex
Source: RefSeq, a predicted model, not a curated record